AAAAUAAUAAAAAUGAAUUGAUUAAAGCAGAUUUUAUAUAUACUACCGAUAAGAUUCGUCAGCAUGAUCCUUAUUUUUUUAAAUUUUAUAUUAAUAAAAAUAACGAUCAAUUGGGAAUUGAAGAAUUGUUGCAUGAAGCUGAGAAUGCUAUUAAGGUUUCAGAAAUUACUAAUGAUGUUGAUGCCAUUGCUUUAGUUAAUCAAGUUAUUAAAGUUGAAUAUAAUCAAAUAAGCACUUCUAUUACAAUUACAGAAGCUUUAAAUUGUUUGAAGUUGCGUGAACGAGCAAAUCUUACUCAAAAAAUUAAAGAGUUUGCCGAUUUUAAUUGCUCGAAUUAUAACGGAACUGAAUAUGCAAUUAAUUAUAAUGAUAAUUCAAAUAAUUAUAUUAAAUUGAAAAAUUUCAAUUUAAUUCAAAAUGUUGCUAAAUGGCUUAACUUUAAAAUACGUAAAACUGUUCAUUUUGAGGAAUCUGCUUUAGAAUCUAUUCGAUUUGGAAUUGGAAUUCAAGUUUGUUUGAACGAUUUUGGAUUGUUCAAUGGAUUAGAAGAUAAAAUCCGUGAAUUUAUUCAUCAAAGAAAUGAUGAUUAUCAUAUCAUUGUAUUCCAAUUCAGUAAUUUCUUAUUUUAUUAUUUAAAAAAUAUAUUUGAAUAUUCUGUUGGAAAAUCGGUCAAAAGCGGAUACGAUGAAGACUUUGAUCACAAUAAGCCUGAUGAAGCAACUAAUAUAAGAUGGAUUGGAUAUGCAUGUCGGGAUAAAUAUCCUAAAAACAAAAAUCAUAGCAAGAAAAGACCAGUUCCGCUUAAAGAAGAUGGAAUUUAUUCAAUGACUAAUAAUUACGCAUUUAAAUUUGAUGACAAUUAUAUUAACAACAUUUUCGAAAAGAAAAUUUUGAUAAUUACUGAUUCAAAUCAUACUUUUAAUAGUGAUUUUGACGCAUUUAAAAUUAAUGUUUUGUUUUAUGAUUUCAAAAAUCCUUUUGAUUUCUUUUUAAAUAAUGUUAUGGAAAAUUUAAUUUAUAAUCAAUGA
This is a messenger RNA of Racocetra fulgida, 1028 nucleotides long. Lineage: Eukaryota; Fungi; Glomeromycota; Glomeromycetes; Diversisporales; Gigasporaceae. The record is from the annotation of a GenBank genome assembly.